UGAACAAAGGCAAAUUCACCAAUAGGCGAAUAUGAAGACCUCAGAGCAGAGAACCAGAAAACAAAAGAGAAGUGUGACAAAAUCAGGCAAGAACGAGAUGAAGCUGUUAGAAAACUGGAGGAAUUUGAGAAAAUUUCUCACAUGGUUAUAGAGGAAGUUAAUUUCAUGCAGAACCAUCUUGAAAUAGAGAAGACUUGUCGAGAAAGUGCUGAAGCCUUGGCAACAAAGCUAAAUAAAGAAAACAAGACAUUGAAAAGAAUCAGCAUGUUAUACAUGGCCAAGCUGGGACCAGAUGUAAUAACCGAAGAGAUCAACAUUGAUGAUGAAGAACCAACUACGGAUCCAGAGGCUACCGCUGAGCCAUGUGUCUCGGUGCAGUGCCAGAAGCAGAUCAAAGAACUCCGGGAUCAAAUUGUGUCCGUUCAGGAGGAAAAGAAGAUAUUAGCCAUCGAACUAGAAAAUCUCAAGAGCAAACUUGCGGAAGUAAUUGAAGAAGUAAAUAAAGUGAAGCAAGAAAAAGAUGCUUUAAAUUCAGAAGUCCUUGAACAGAGAAAAGUCUUAGAAAAAUGCAAUAGAGUGUCCAUGCUAGCAGUAGAAGAGUAUGAGGAAAUGCAGGUGAACUUGGAACUGGAGAAGGACCUUCGGAAAAAAGCAGAGUCGUUUGCACAAGAGAUGUUCAUUGAACAAAACAAGCUAAAGAGACAAAGCCACCUGCUGCUACAGAGCUCUGCUCCCGACCAACAGCUUUUGAAAGCAUUGGAUGAAAACGCAAAACUCACCCAGCUCCUUGAGGGAGAGAGGAUUCAGCACCAACAAAAGGUCAAAGAAUUAGAAGAACAACUAGAAAAUGAAGCACUCCACAAAGAGAUACACAACCUCAAACAGCAGCUGGAGCUGCUAGAAGAAGAUAAAAAAGAACUGGAACUGAAGUAUCAGAAUUCUGAGGAGAAAGCCAGAAAUUUAAAGCAUUCCGUGGAUGAGCUCCAGAAGCGGGUGAACCAGUCUGAGAAUUCAGUGCCCCCACCGCCUCCGCCUCCACCGCCGCUCCCCCCUCCUCCUCCCAACCCCAUCCGAUCCCUCAUGUCCAUGAUCCGGAAGCGAUCCCACCCCAGCGGCAGUGGUGCUAAGAAAGAAAAGGCAGCUCAACCGGAAACAACUGAAGAAGUCACGGAUCUGAAGAGGCAAGCCGUUGAAGAGAUGAUGGACAGGAUUAAAAAGGGAGUUCAUCUUAGACCCGUUAACCAGGCAGCGAGGCCGAAGGCACAGCCAGAAUCUCCCAAAGGCUCUGAAAGUGCAGUGAAUGAAUUAAAAGGAAUACUGGGGACACUUAACAAAUCCACUAGUUCCAGAAGCUUAAAAUCCCUUCACACUGAGAGCAGCGAGAGUGAGUUAGAGAGGAUCCUGCGUCGCAGGAAGGUGACGGCAGAAGCAGGGAGCAGUAGUCCAACCGGGAUAUUAGCCACCUCAGAGUCCAAAUCCAUGCCGGUGUUGGGUUCUGUAUCCAGUGUAGCAAAAACAGCCUUGAACAAGAAAACUCUGGAGGCAGAAUUCAACAGCCCAGCACCUGAGCCAGGUGAAGGGCCGUGUAAAUUGGAAGGAAGCGCGAGUCCCAAGGUCACAUUUCAGCCUCCCAGUGACCCGGGAUGGAGGAGACAAUACAUUGGCAGUGAAAACCAAGCCAAACCAGUUGUAGUUUUAGAUCCUGUUUCCACACAUGAACCCCAAACCAAAGACCAGGGUGCCGAACAAGAUCCAACUCCACGCAAGGAUGAUGACGGCGAAAUUAAACCAGAAUAUAAAGAAGACAGUGCUGAAAAAAUGCGAGACACAGACAGCUCCAGCUGCUGAUCCUUGAGCCAGAAGGUGACACGAGGAGAAGUCCGUUUCGACGAGCACAUGUUUAGUUCUAGAGACAUUCUGUUCUUGUCCCUGGAUUCAGAAAACAGGUUCUUCUCUGAUGUCACUUUUGUAAGUAGUUCGCCUAUCAAUAUACUAGUAAGUAAGCUGUUUAGCAAAAUGCACAGUCUAUGUAGUUUUUUAUAUUCAUAGGGAUAAGGUGUUUUUUUUUCCCUAAUUAUUGUAUGAAAUGUGACUUCUUUUAGAAGGCUACAGAAAAUUCAGAUGUUUCUAUCCUUUUUAUUAAUGUACAUACCACUAUUCAAAAGUAAUGCUGAAAGUUUGUAGGACUGUGGAUAAUUGGAUAAACAGAACCGAACAAUUUGAGGUGAUUUAAAAAGCCCUCAAAUGAGCUUCUUUUUCGGAUCCAGUCCUCUUUGAUGGAGAAACCGCAGUAGCAUGGGAAUUGUUAGGCACUGUGGCAUGCAAGUUACUUGCUAGGAUAUACCGAGAUAAACUUAAAAUUCAGGAGCUGGCGUCAAACCAGUGGCCCCAUAAUCAGUGUUAAUUAUGCACACUGUUACCUAUGGGAUGAAAAUACAUGCUGAAGAUUGAGUCCAAAACCUCCCAAGGUCUUCGGUGGGAAUGCGCUGGUGGCCCAAAUGCAGAAUCAAGGUGCAGUCCAGUCCUUGAAUGUAACAGAGUCUUAUCUUGGUAAACCCUCUGCUCUGUGCUAUGAGUUCACUGUGUUUUCUCAUGUACUCAUGGGGCACAGGUACCAUAUUUCAUCACAGUUCUUACAUACAGUGAAGAGCAGCGACAAGCAGACAAUUUCCUUUACUGCUGUUCUACAUUACACAGGUUGGUUGUUUUUUGUUGUUGUUGUUUUUGUAAGGAAUUAAGUGGUAGUUAGUCUCUAAAAAUACAAUGUUUCGGUCUACCACAGUGAAUAAAUAGAAAUGUAAUCAGGGAUUAAAAAACACACACACGUAUGCAGCUUUUCAAAGUUGAUUGUUUCAAAAUUGGUGUUUAUUUAAAAUAAGUGGUCAUGUACUUGAAUGCAUUUUUUUACGACAGUGAUUCAGUAAUGGUAAUUUUGCUAUUAAAGGAAGUGAAAGGUUUCGUUUUGUUAGCCGAGCUCAGCAUGUAGCUGUCAGGUGUUGCUCACCUAAGGGCAAGAGAAAAUGAUAGUAAUAAUUGCAGUAGUUGUAUUGUACUUGAUUUUUGCACGUGUGCUAAGCAUAGGCUUGAAGAGGUAGGCAGGCAGGUACGCGUCCUUCCUCGAUUUGGACACAAUGAUCUUCCUGUAGGUUCGUUAUGCUUGACUGUUGCCAUGUUCUUCCAGGGACGACUUUACAGUUACUUAGCAGUUUACUCCUGGGAAAUGAAAGUGUGAUGUUUUCCACUGUAACGCUCUCUAACGGGAUGCUGCUGCUGUGUGAUAUACUCACUGCUAACUGCAUUCAUUCACCUAAACAAGUUCUGUUCUGCUGUGAUGAGCCCUCCUCACCCCACUUAUUAAAAAGCACCCACAGAUUCCCACUAAA
Myotis brandtii (Brandt's bat) is the source of this 3383-nucleotide messenger RNA. It is a transcript of the gene SHTN1, whose product is annotated as shootin 1. The record is from RefSeq and is a predicted model, not a curated record. The coding region runs from base 142 to 1848 and encodes 568 amino acids. The transcript has 17 exons. Lineage: Eukaryota; Metazoa; Chordata; Mammalia; Chiroptera; Vespertilionidae.